CAUCGUCCUCCCUCUCAGCCAUCCUCGCCACGCCACCGUAUUCACCACCGCCCAAUUCGGCCCGUGCUAAACCGAGGUUGCUCCACUUGACGCUGCCGCCGCGAGCGAACACAGACCACGCCUGCAGGCAUUUGCACCUACACCUGCACCUGUUCGCGGACCUGUCUUCCCAUCCUCUUCUGCAUGGAACCAGACUCCGCCAUGACGGGGAAUCUGUCUUCCGAGGACGCGGAAAUUGUGCAGAACAAGGUCAUCAACGAAGAGUACAAAAUAUGGAAGAAGAAUAGCGUGUUCCUGUACGACAUCCUAUAUAGUCGAGCCCUGGACUGGCCUACCCUUACCACGCAAUGGCUGCCCGACGUCAAACAGGAGCCGGGCAAGACCUCGCGACAACACAGGAUGAUCUUAGGUACUCAUACGGACGGCUCCAAGGACAACUACCUGCAGAUCGCCCACAUCAAUCUGCCCGAGCCUCCCGCCAUGUCCAUGGCAGACUAUAAUCCCGCGAGUGAAGAACUGGGAGGUCAUGGUGCUGCAAAGGAGCCCAUCGUGUUCUCGGUCGUCCAGCGAAUCAAUCACCCUGGCGAGGUUAACAAGGCCCGGUAUCAACCACAGAACCCGAACGUCAUCGCCACAUGGGCGCCUGACAAGAACCUCUACAUCUGGGACCGCACGAAGCACUCCUCUGUGCCAAGUGGCAUCGUCAAGCCCCAAGCUAUACUCAAAGGACACACUGGGGAAGGCUUCGCCGUCGAAUGGAAUCCUUUCACAGAGGGCGAACUCAUUUCUGGUAGCGAAGACAAGACUGUCAGACUUUGGAAUCUGUCGCGGGACUUCUCACGGGAUAACAUCUCUAUUGCGCCUGCCCGCACCUUCACACAUCACUCGGCGGUCGUCAAUGACGUGCAGUACCAUCCGAUGCACGGCAAGAACCUCUGGGGAUCUGUGUCCGACGAUCUCACCAUGUGCUUGAUGGACAACCGAUCCAAGUCCGACAGCAAGCCUGCCGUGCAGUUCAAGAACGCACACACGGAUGCCAUCAACUCUCUGUCAUUCCACCCCAAGCACGAUAAGCUCUUCGCCACCGGAUCCGCAGACAAGUCGAUUGGUAUCUUCGACCUGCGGUUUCCCGAGCAUGGCAAGAUCCACAGUCUUGAGGGCCACAAGGACGUCAUCACCAAGGUUGACUGGCAUCCCCAUGAUUCUGGUAUUCUGGCAUCGAGCUCAAAUGACCGUCGCAUCAUAUUCUGGGAUCUUUCCAAGGGAGGUGCUGAGCAAACCCCUGAAGACGCUGAGGACGGCCCACCGGAGAUGCUUUUUAUGCAUGGAGGUCACACAAACAGAAUUUCGGAUUUCUCAUGGAAUCGCAACGACCCGUGGGUCAUUUGCUCCACUGGUGAAGAUAAUCUGAUCCAGUGCUGGAGGCCAAGUCGUCAUCUGGUCGAGGUCAUGUCGCCUGGGGUGCAACGUAGGGAGGUGGAAGACUAGAGAUCUACCCGCUCUUCCUCUGGGGAUACUAUGCAAUGAGCAUCUGAAGGCGAACUCAUGCAAGCCCUUCUUCGCCCCCACUGGAGCCUAUGGAACAACUUCUCACAGCAGAUAGGUUGAAUUGGGAUGACGAAGACCAGCGCCUACAGCCCAGCAAAUAUUCAUCCUCGCAGUGACUAGGAGCCUAGUAUAGGCUACAAUAACGACACUGCUCGGAGCAUAGAGCAAAAGCGAGAUUAACGAGUACUACUGAGCAGCGGACUUGAAUUGAACGAUAUGAUUGGCAGGAUUUCGACGCGGGCCAUGUCGCUUACGACGCAAGCCUCGCGUCGCUGGGAUAUGCCCUCGCAAACCAAAUAUGCUUACCCUUGUCCGUCAAUUCCAACCUCACCUUUGCUUCA
Messenger RNA from Sphaerulina musiva SO2202, 1889 nucleotides. RefSeq names its product chromatin assembly factor 1 subunit C. The transcript has 3 exons. The record is from RefSeq and is a predicted model, not a curated record. Gene Ontology annotation, biological process: regulation of gene expression. Lineage: Eukaryota; Fungi; Ascomycota; Dothideomycetes; Mycosphaerellales; Mycosphaerellaceae. Gene Ontology annotation, molecular function: histone binding. Bases 184 to 1488 code for a protein of 434 amino acids. Gene Ontology annotation, cellular component: nucleus; Rpd3L complex; cytoplasm.